Molecule: messenger RNA, 947 nt
Organism: Lottia gigantea (owl limpet)
Lineage: Eukaryota; Metazoa; Mollusca; Gastropoda; Lottiidae
Exons: 3
Coding region: 151-651 (166 amino acids)
Source: RefSeq, a predicted model, not a curated record
CAAAAAUACAAAACAUCAAUUUUAUUUUUAGACACGUAAAUAAGUCGAAUAUUUCACAAUUUUUUCGAUAAACUUACGUGUCAUUAACUUGUGGCUAAGUCAAGUUUGAAAAUGAAUGAUUUGUAAGACCACAACUUAAAACAUAAGAAAAUGUUUUCAUCGUUAAUUUCUAAGAUUAAAGAAAUAACUCAUCCUGUGCCUAGCCAACAGCCUGUAGAAUACCCAGAAUGCAAUGAUAAUGAUCUCAAUGAAGAUGGAUUCCUUGUUUUAGGCGAAACUCAAUCAGAUAGAGAAGCUAUCAAUGGUGGCACAUUUGACCCCAAUUCAGUAGAUACCCCUCCAACAUAUGAUCAGGUCAUGACUGCUCCAGUAUUAUCCAAUCAGCCAUCAGUAUUUCCUACCUCAUUGCAGACCACACUGCCCCUUGAUGGAGGUCGUACACCAAUCACAGCCAUCUCAGAUGUUCCAUUCAAACUAGCACCUAGUCUUGCCAUUGUUAAAGACAUUCAAGAAGAUUCUUCCUUCUCUUUUAUUUGUGAUACUAGGCCUAUUAACUUUAAUUGGAAGAAAUACGAUUAUGAUUUUUCUGCAGAAGAGUCUGUUUUGAGGGACUACUGUUUAAAUGGUAAUGACUUCAAUCAUUAUCAGUGAAGUAAAAUAUUAUUUACCUUGUGGACUCUAAGAAAUUGAAUCUAACCUGAGAAACCUAAGAUUUGUCAAUAUCGGUGAAAUCCUGGUCAGGGUUGUUAAUUUGACUAGUGCUCUAAUUAACCACUCAUGUCUUAGUAGAGCUCUUUUGGGAUGAAUUUUUAAACAUUGUUUAAACUAUGAACUAUGUGAGUGCAAUAUUCUGAGAUAUUUUGUUUUUCUGGUUCAUGGACAACCUUUUCAGCACACUAUGAUUUUAUUUAUGAUUUAUUUUUUCACUAAUAAAUUUAUUUAUACAU